Molecule: messenger RNA, 1191 nt
Organism: Schistocerca gregaria
Lineage: Eukaryota; Metazoa; Arthropoda; Insecta; Orthoptera; Acrididae
Exons: 4
Coding region: 1-1191 (396 amino acids)
Source: RefSeq, a predicted model, not a curated record
AUGACUCAGAGCUUCGACUUCGGCUCACUGAGCUGCAGUGUAACUUGUCAAGUGACUCAGAGCUUCGACUUCGGCUCACUGAGCUGCAGUGUAACUUGUCAAGUGACUCAGAGCUUCGACUUCGUCUCACUGAGCUGCAGUGUAACUUGUCAAAUGACUCAGAGCUUCGACUUCGGCUCACUGAGCUGCAGUGUAACUUGUCAAGUAACUCAGAGCUUCGACUUCGUCUCACUGAGCUGCAGUGUAACUAGUCAAUUGACUCAGAGCUUCGACUUCGUCUCACUGAGCUGCAGUGUAACUUGUCAAGUGACUCAGAGCUUCGACUUCUGCUCAUUGAGCUGCAGUGUAACUUGUCAAAUGACUCAGAGCUUCGACUUCGGCUCACUGAGCUGCAGUAGCUUCGACUUCGGCUCACUGAGCUGCAGUGUAACUUGUCAAGUGACUCAGAGCUUCGACUUCGGCUCACUGAGCUGCAGUGUAACUUGUCAAGUGACUCAGAGCUUCGACUUCUGCUCAUUGAGCUGCAGUGUAACUUGUCAAAUGACUCAGAGCUUCGACUUCGGCUCACUGAGCUGCAGUAGCUUCGACUUCGGCUCACUGAGCUGCAGUGUAACUUGUCAAAUGACUCAGAGCUUCGACUUCGGCUCACUGAGCUGCAGUGUAACUUGUCAAAUGACUCAGAGCUUCGACUUCGGCUCACUGGGCUGCAGUGUAACUUGUCAAGUGACUCAGAGCUUCGACUUCGGCUCACUGAGCUGCAGUGUAACUUGUCAAUUGACUCAGAGCUUCGACUUCGUCUCACUGAGAUGCAGUGUAACUUGUCAACUGACUCAGAGCUUCGACUUCUGCUCAUUGAGCUGCAGUGUAACUUGUCAAAUGACUCAGAGCUUCGACUUCGGCUCACUGAGCUGCAGUAGCUUCGACUUCGGCUCACUGAGCUGCAGUGUAACUUGUCAAGUGACUCAGAGCUUCGACUUCGUCUCACUGAGCUGCAGUGUAACUUGUCAAGUGACUCAGAGCUUCGACUUCGGCUCACUGAGCUGCAGUGUAACUUGUCAAGUGACUCAUAGCUUCGACUUCUGCUCUCUGAGCUGCAGUGUAACUUGUCAAGUGACUCAGAGCUUCGAAUUCGGCUCACUGAGCUGCAGAGUAACUUGUGAAGUGACUCAGAGCUUCGACUUCGUUCACUGA